UUUUGACGAGCAAAACAGUCUGACAACUCUGGCGACGGCAAGGCGAAUGAAAAUUGGCUAAACAGCAAGCCGAGUGAACACAAUGGAAUUGUGUUAACAAUAACGCACAUACAAUGCCACUCGCGUCGCCUAGCUAACUCUGUUAACCUCCUCAUCAACAUUGGCCGUUAGCAGCUUCCACCAUUGCAUUCGCAUCAUUCACUCACUGCCAGGCACAGCAAGGAGAGCAAUCAAACAUGCCCAUGAGUGAUGUGGCUGCAGCUUUAAUCUACACGGAGCAAGGCAACGGCAAACACGCCAAGUCCCAACCAACAACGAUAGCAACAACAACAACUGGAGCCACUGCAGCUGCAGCAGCCGGCAUGACCAACUCCUCCUCUAAGUCGGAUUCAAUUGGUGGCGCUGCUGCAGCUGCCGCUCAGCUGGGCAACAUGCGAGCGCCUUCGCUGAGCAGCAUGCAGGGCCAGAAGUGGCAGCAGGUCUUCGACCUGGAUAAGGUGAUCAAGCAGCUACGCGCAGCGGAGAAGACACACCUGCGCGGCAACAACAAGGCCUCGUCUGCCGGCGGCUCUGCUGCUCCGCAUGUGGUGCAGGUGCAGCGUCUGAAUGCCUCCGACAUGGCCUACUAUGACAUGGUGCCGAAGCUGGCGGCACGUGACAUUGUCGUGUGCAACGCUUGCAAUGGCAGCUACACCAAGGCCGGUUUCAACAAUCACAUCGCACUGCAGCAUCCCAGCAUCUGGGAUGCGGCACCCAACAAGCUGAGCAGUAGCGCCGCCGGAGCGACGGCGGCAACUGUUGCUGCCGUCGCCGACAGCAGCCAAGAUGGCGAGCUGUUGGGCUCACCCACGGACACGCUGUCGGCGACCAUGUCCAGCUGCUCGAACGGCUCCAGCAGCUCUCUGGCAGCUAUCAAUAAUAGUAAUAACACCAAUAUCAGUUCGGCCUCGUCUUCGUCGUCGUCGCGUCAUAAAAGCAGCAGCAGCAAGAGUAGCAGUUCCUCAAAGACCGGCAGCAGCAGCAGCAACAGCAGCAGCACUGGUCGCUCCCGUUCCAAGUCAUCCAAGAAUCGCCACCACUCGGAUGUGCACCACACUAAGGUGGGUGGCUCUAAGAAGAGCAGUGCCAUAGCCACCGCUGCCACAGCACCGGCACCCGUUGCAGCAGCAACUGUUGCUGCCGUCAAGGAGGAGCUGCCAGCAGCCGGCGCACAGCCCGCUAUAACAGUCUUCUCCUCGUCAUCGAAUUCUUCGUGCUCGCUGCCGCCGACGCCGGCAACAGUUGCUGGCAAUGGCAACGGCAACGAGCACGGCAUCAACUACUCACCCGCCAACAACAUGCUGGACGARCAGCAGCAGCAGCAUCAGCCCAGCAAGAAGAAGGUAUGGCACAUAGGUAUACGAGUAACAUGUAACAUUUAAUGCACUUGCCCCAAAUCUUUGCAGCUGAAAGCGACCGGAUCAGGCGAAGCCACAUCCCAUCAUCGCAGCAAACCUGCCAAGGAGAAGCAACUAGCGCCACUCUACGAGCAGCAACAGCUGAGCGAACUGGAUCAGGCAGUCUCCUCCAUCACUGGCCAGGUGAAUGUGGAGCAGCUGCAGCAGCGCCAUCAAGUCGACCUCUCAGCCGCCACCGAGGAGGCACUGCCCCUUAUGCAGAACGCAUCCGAUGAUAAUUCCAUUUCGCUGACUCUGGACAUGCUCGACAGCAAGUUCAUCAAUGAAAUCCUAAACACUGUCGAGUCGGACCUGCCCUUCGACGAGAGCGCUCUAGACACAUCCCAACAGCAGCAGCAACAACAGCAGCAGCAACAGUUGUCAGCGGAUCAGCUGGAGCCGAAUACGAAACGUUUGCGCUUUGACGACGGCACAAUUCAAGCCGAUGCAGCGGAAUAUGCAGCAGCACUCUACCAACAGCAGCAGCAGCAGCAGCAGCAUGGGCAACAGGUGUACACUGAGGAGCCCCAGCAGACACAACUGUCUGCCAUGGAUGCAAUGCAGCUGCAGCAGCUGAUCUAUCAGCAGCAGCAAAUGCUUGAGCAGGCAGACCAGCAGCAGCAGCAACAGCAGCAGCUGAAGCAGGAGGAACUGCAGGCAGAGGCAACAGCGCAAUUCAGUGUCUACAAUGUGCCCUCGCUGACGGACGAUGUGGAGGAGACGACGCAGGUGGCCGGCGACGAGCAACUGAUGCUGCCCAGUAUUAUCUAUGAGAUUACCGACAAUAACCAGGUGUCUGUCCUGGAUCAGCAGAGCCAGCAGCAGGUCAUAGCCGAGUUUCUCACCCAGGCGGGCUACGACAAUGUCGACGUGAACGUGCUGCAGGAGGGCGUCAAUGUCGGCGGCAGCGGCGGCAAUCAGAUGAUGUACGAUGAGCUGGGCGAAUUUGAUUUUAGUAAAUUGGAGACUGUUAGCGGGGAUGCCAACAACCACACAAAGACUGUCAAGCUGGAGAACAACCAGCCACAACAACAACAUCAACAACAACAACCACUACAACCAACGGGUGGCAACAGCAACGGGUUCAACCACUUUGAGGGCGUGUUGCACGCCCAGCCACAUCGCCAAUUGGCCAACGCCAAAUACCACGAGGAUUCAACGUACUUUAAUAUGACACUAUACUCGGGGCCACCCCGCCCCCUGGCCAUGAACACCUUCGGUCUGGUGAAGCUGCCCAAUGGCAUGGGCGCCACGUUGCGCAAGAAUCUCCUAACUACUCGCAAGGCCAACAACAGUUUGCUCUCGCUCAAUGGCAGCAGUGGCGUCGUGGGCACCUUGGCGCGUGCCCCGCCUCCGCCGCCAACUGUCAAUUGCAACGGCAGCAGCAAUGGCUCGCAGCAGCUGUUGCUGCCACGCGUCGCUGCCGGUCAGGGCAAGACAAUCUAUGCCCAGAGAUGCAGCGUCAUAGCACAGGAGCGACUGCGAUGCAACAAGCGGGCGUUGCUCAGUAAACUGAGCAACGGCAGCAGCCACAGCAACAGCGCUGGCAACAUGACAGUGAAGCGCCUGCAGGAGUUGCUGGCGGGCAAACUGAAGCCGGAGAAGGAAAAGGAGAAAGAUAAGACGGACUAUAGCGAAGCUAGCGAGCAACAGCUGCAACAGCAGCAGCAGGAGGAGAACAAGCGCAUGCACAGUUUCUAUGAGAAACGGCGCAAGUUGCUCGCCACGCGACAGCAUCGACAUUUGCCUAUUGGCGGCGGCGGCGUCAGCAACAAUCGCCCGUUUAAGCGCCAGCGGCCCAUGCAUUUACCGCUGCAGCUGCACGGCCACAGCAACAACAGCAGCCACAGCAACAACAAUGCCAUUGGCAGUCCGCAGCAACAGUUGCUGAAGAAGCAGCUGUUGCGCACCUUGUCCGACAGCAGCAACAUUCAACUGACUGCAACAGCAACAGCAGCGCCUGUGGGCGGCAAUGGCGGCAGCAGCAACAAUCCGUGGAAGAGCAACAGUUCCACGCCGGGCAGCAAUUCGGCGGGCAGCGAUCUAAUGCGUGUAUUUGUCUGAAUAUAUACAAAUACUUAUACAUUAUACAAAAUAUGCUAAAUGAUUA
Messenger RNA from Drosophila arizonae, 3546 nucleotides. RefSeq names its product Ataxin 7 (gene Atxn7). The record is from RefSeq and is a predicted model, not a curated record. NCBI's taxonomy places the organism in Eukaryota, Metazoa, Arthropoda, Insecta, Diptera, Drosophilidae. Gene Ontology annotation, cellular component: mediator complex. Gene Ontology annotation, biological process: positive regulation of transcription by RNA polymerase II. Gene Ontology annotation, molecular function: transcription factor binding; transcription coactivator activity.